GGAGCCCGAGCCGGAUCGGAGCCGGAGCCCGAGCGACCGCGGCCCCUUUAAGGAGCCGCUCUGCGGUAACCCGAGCCCGCAGUCCGGGCGGGCGCGGCGGCCGCGGCGGUAGCUGUCGCCUCCGUGACUGCUCCUCCCAGCGGCCCGGAGCCGGUGGCUCCCCCCGGCUCCCGCCGAACAUCUCGAGGGGUGCUUCUGGCCGGCGCGAGCCCUCCGGCUGGGCCGAAUGCCCCGGCGCCCGUAACUACCCGCCGCCUUCUCCCCGCUCGGCGCGGCCGCCGCCCGCGCCCAGGUCGCCCCGGGACCCGGCACAGGUUGAUGAGCUAUGGAUAUGAAACUGAUCACCAGCACUGCCUUCACCAGCUUUUUCACCUUUCAGCUUCUUUUUCACUUUGUAAGUUACUGGUUUUCAGCAAAAGUUUCUCCAGGUUUUAAUAGUCUCAACUUUGAAAAGAAGAUUGAAUGGAACUCAAGGGUUGUAUCGACAUGUCAUUCUUUGAUUGUUGGGAUUCUGGGCCUGUACAUUUUCUUUUUUGAUGAGGAUUCUCUAGCUGAUCCAGUUUGGGGUGAGUCAACGCUUGUGAAAGUGAAUAUUUCUAUUGCUAGCGGCUACCUCUUUUCUGAUUUGUUGAUUCUCAUUUCGUAUUGGAAAGUGAUUGGUGACAAAUAUUACAUAGUGCACCAUUGUACAGCUCUAUAUGCCUACUACUUUGUUCUGACUCGUGGAGCACUGCCGUACGUUGGGAAUUUUCGCCUGCUUGCAGAACUGUCCAGCCCUUUUGUGAAUCAGCGGUGGUUCUAUGAAGUUCUAGGGUAUCCUAAAUUUUGCAAAGCUAAUGUCAUCAAUGGGAUUCUCAUGACCGUGGUGUUCUUCAUGGUGAGGAUUGCCGCCAUGCCGCCGACCUAUCUCCUUCUCUAUAAAGUGUUUGGAACAGAACCCUACAUGAGGCUUGGAUUUCUAAUCCAGUGUUCCUGGAUCACCACUUGUUUUGUUUUGGAUGUGAUGAAUGUCAUGUGGAUGAUCAAAAUUUCAAAGGGGUGCAUCAAAGUCAUCUCUCUCAUCAGACAAGAGAAUGCCAAAAAUCGUCUUCAGAAUGGAAAGCUUGACUAACAGUGGGGCUGUGAUUCACAUACUUCAUUACUAUCUGCAUUGUAUCUGCUGAUAUGAUGAAUUCUUGGCAUGUUCUUGUGCUUCUUUAUUAAUUAUACUUGUUACUCAGUACUUCAGUGUCUUUUUUUAACCUUUAGAAAAGAGAAAGUAAAGUUAGUUUUUAUCCCCAAAUUUCUGAUUUCCUUCUGCAUUAUGAGCAUGGGUAAACUCUUAAAGGUUUAAAUAAAAAAUAUACACAUAGUGGUGACUCUUUUCAGGAAUCUGUUAAUCUGCAUUGGUAUUUUUCUCUGUGACAAGAUGAUCAUGCUAAUUUGGUACACUUAACUUUUAUGUCACCAAUUUUGCUAAAAGAAUGGAAGAUGCUUUUAAAUCUAGAAAUAGCUGUCAACAUUUUGUUGUUUCAUACUCAUUUCUUACUAUGACUGUCAAUGCCUGUGUAGGGUUUAUUUUCUAAAUUGUUCAAAUUCUUUUUUAGGCUAUUAGAAGUGAUGUAUUUUUCAUUUCAGAUAUGCUAUCUGUUAAUGAUACAGUAUUUUACUUACUUUAGGAAAUUUUGCUACUUGGGCCAUGGAAAAUAAUUCCUGUACUUUUAGGUUUUUCAUAUGUUAUUUUCUUAUUUUGAUUUUUAGCAUUUUAUGAAAAGAUAGCUUUUUAUUUUAUAGUAAGGUUUAAGGCAGAUCUUAUAGACCUUCCUAAGAGAUCCUCUAAAAAAUGCAUGUUAUAGUUGACUAUUUAGGCUAAGUGGAGGAAUGCAUUAAAAAAAAAAAAACCUGUUUUAACAUUGCUUUCCCCAUCUGCUUCUCUUGUACUUUUUCUAUGAAAAAUAUAUCAUUUCUAUUUGCAAAAUCAUCUUAAAGUUCAGAACCUAGCAUCAUCACUACCAAAACUUCAUGCAAUAUGUGUUUAUCAUGCUCCAAAGGUAGGUCUAUUCUUGAAACAAAACCACAAAAAAAUCAGUAUUCCUGUUUGAUUCACAAUUUGCACCCUAUUUCAUGAGCAUUUUGAGUGCUUUGAAUGUCUAUUUUUCUUAAAGAAAAAUUUUAUCAUUUUGUCCAAAUAUUCUGAUUAUCAGUAUUGUCUUAUAUGACAAUAAAUGACUCAAGACUGGUUUUUUUGUUUUUGUUUGUGUGAAUAGAUGUGUUUGCUUUUGAUUCGGUUCUUGCAAUCUUAAAUGCCUAUAUGUUAUAUAGUUAGCUAUUGUUGCCUUUAUUUAUUUUUCUCAGAUAUCUGACUUUAAUGAUUGUUCUUACCUAAGAAAAAAUGUUGAAUUUAACCAAGGGUGAAUACUUGAAUUUAAUCAAGCCAAAUCAAAAGAUCAAAUCCAUUAAGUUUCUCAGUUUGAAAGAGAAUAUUUGACUCACACUUUGUGUUGUGCUGAUGAAGAGAGGCUGGAUUUAUCAAGACUUACAUUUGUUUGACUUGGUAGCCCAAUGCGGAGGGAACCUAAUACAUUUUACAUCUUCAAAAAGGUCAGUAACUAAAUGAUAAGAUGAUUGAUUGGUACAUUUAUGUUUGAAAGACAACGUGAUGUAAAAGAUGGAUAUCUGUUUUUAAAGCUACUAAUAUUACAUCAAUAAUUUGUUAUUAAAUUUAGUGCUUUCCGCAUCAGAGGCACUUUAAUAUAUAUUGGUUGUUUAGUGGGGGCCGGGAAGUAUGUGGUUUUAUCUCAUUCUUUUCUCUUUUUUGCCAGAAAACGAUUUUUAAAAGGAAACAUUUAUAUUAGAAAAAUAUUUUGGAAAGCCAUUCCUUGAGACAAAAUUUGAAAUAUUUUUGACUCUUUGGGUAUUUCUAUAGUUUCUGAACACAGAUUUUAAACCCACAUCAAAAUAAAGACAACAUAAAACUAUGAUACUAUUUAUUGAGUAUCUGCAUAACAGUUUCUUUUUUUAUAUUUGCUAUGUCACGCGUAGAAUUUUAUUUUUGUUUUAUGGACAGUAUUUUUCUUUCAUGUAGCUACUCACUAAAUAAGUGUAUUUAAAACACCAAUGUUUUAAACUAAUGUUUGUGGUUUAUACUUGGUUAACAGUUCUUAUUUAGUGCUGACUGCAUGAAACCAGCCAACCUCCAGAUACAAUAUUUAAACGUAGAUUCUUCAUCUGUCCUUAUACAACACAUAUGAAGUGCAAAAAGCCCACAAACUGCUAGGCCUGUUUAAGUCAGACCUGUCCAGGAGCUAUACUUCGCUCUUUGUACCCACCUACCUAAACUACAAGUAGUCGAAGACAACAUGUCAUUGAUUAAACAAUGAAUUUUUCAUUUGUUAAAUGAUAAACUUUUUGCUAGAUAUUUUACAUAUUAAGUAUUUUGACUACAUGGAUUCAUUUAAUUCUAUUAGGCAUUCUAAUAUUUAACAACUGUUAACGUCUUUAUAGAAAAUAAAAGCAAAUUGGUACAAAUUUUUAAGCAAUUAUAUUUUUGUAGAAAAAGAUUAGUGACAACCUGUAAUCAUAAAGAUGCAUUUUGAACAUGUAAUAGAAAAUAGUAAUUCUUACAAAAUUUUGAAAAUGAAUGAAAAUUAAAUAGCAUGCAAGAUCAUAGAUUCUGCAUUAGAUACUUUUUUUUGGAACUUAAAAAGAUGAUGACCUUGAGUUUAUAAGAGUUUGCAUUCUUGUGUCUAAGAUCUUUUUAAGGAGUCUUAGUGAGUCCUGUUUUUAUUCAUUUAAAACUCAAAUGGAGUGACGUGUGUGCAAGAACACCAAUUACUGCUUAAAUUAUGAAGGAGACUUACAGAAAGUAGAAAUUAAGUUUUUAUUCUAGUUGGAUAUACUGGCCCUAUGUUAAAAGAAAGAACCACAUGUUUACCAUGCCGAAGGGGGGCUGAUACAUGACGGAUGACCCUGUACUGCUGUAAAGAGCUAGUUUUAGAAACCGCCUAGGGUAUAGGCAUUUGAAUCAAAUCAUUUUCUAAAUUUUCAGUAAUCUCUUUGAAAUCAAGUUUUUGCUAAAGUGUCGAUUUUAACAUUGUACACUUUCUCCUUGGUGUACCUGACACCAGAUGGGGCUUCGCACUGGUGUAGGAGCCAGAUUUACCGCCGGUUCCACCAUUAGUUUCACACUGAGAGAACAUUCUUUUCAUGGAGAUAUGUAGGGAAAAGUGUGUUGUGAUAUUCAUGUUUCUUCUCUUUCACACUUGAGAGAAAAACAUGGUCCAAGAGAUACUUUUAAAAUAAAUAUUUGAACAAAGUUCAGUUUCUAGGUUACUUUUCUUUUUAAUUUAAAUCCAUUUAUUUACUUCUAAUUGCAGUAAUAUUUGAAAACCCCCAUCAGGUUACUCUUAACUCCAGGUAUAUGAAUAUUCAUUUGAAUAGGCUUUAAGUGGUUUAGUGUAUUGGGUGAAAUUGAAAAGUCCGUGUAACUGUUGAGAACUAUGCAUGAUGCUUCUUAGAAGACUUACGUGUUUUGGUUUCAUAAGAAGCAAAACUUAUCAGAGGUUGGCAGUAUCUAUCGACAGGGACAAACCAGCACAACAGUGAGACCCAGACCCUUCCUGUGUCCCAAGGCUUUGGGCUCAAGUUCACCCUCCAGCCUUAACCUUAAGCGGCUGGCUGAGACACGCUAAAGCUACUGAGAGUGAGUUCUGACCCGAAACACGUGUGAUAGUGAGAGCCAGCAGGACCUGGAGCUGGAGGCAGGCGAUGCCACAGCUGCUUUUCCCUUCAAAUCCUUGACGGUUCUCCCUGAAGUUUUCUCUGAAUCCUUCCGCUUUCCCAUCUCUUGGGCCUAAUACCCUGAAGUUUCCCUAGCCCUUGCUCUCUCAUACCAACCUUUCCUCUGUCAACUUUUGAGGCCUCUCCUUUCCUGUAAGCUUCCAGUCUUAUUGUGCCAAGUUUAAAAGUAGAUCAUUGGAAAAGCAACAUAAUAAGUUUAAGCAGCUCUCACACGAACCAUAAUCUGUUAAAAGCUGUAAAGCCAAAGCCGGUUAGCAUUAAGAAGACUUGCUUACAACCUAAGGCAAAACUAACGUUAUGGUUUGCUUGAGAAGCAUCUAUAAUCUCUUAAACUGGUUUAGAAAUAAAUGCUUGGCAUUUAUUUCAGCUGAGGAUUCAUGGAAGCCAUAUAAGUUAUCUAAAUGUUCUCCCCUAAACCCAAUGGGGGGGGAGGGGGGGGAGACCCUGGCUAGCACUGUGUUAGAAAUAUGUUCUAAGAAGGGAUACCGGUUUGUGGCAGCACUAUUGAAUCUUGCUCUUUAAUUGAACAGAUUCGGUUAUGAGCAUGUUUCUUUUACAAACUUACUAGGGAAUGGAUCACUCAGGGUCUUUUCCAAAGUAAACACCUAAGGACUUGAGUCCUGUCCCUGUUUAGGUGACUUCUCAAACGGUCUCUCCUGGCUCUUAGAGUAAAUAGCACCUGUAUUGGAAGAUCCUUUGGGUAGCAGAGAACUGAAAGCCGCUGCUGAAGGUGGUUUGUUUGCAUUGAAGACGUUUACACUGAUCCCCCCUGAGCAAUUAAAUCAAACCUUUGAUUUCAGGCCCUAUAUGUUUGACCAACAGCAAUGAGGAAUAUUUCUAAAUCUCAAAGAUAAGUAAAUAUACCUCUGGCUGAAAACUCAUUAUUCAUCUGUAUUUUUUGUUGUUGUAUCUUUAUGUAGUUCUUUGUAGUUAAGUGUGCAUAAUUAAACUGUUUGCUACUUAUUCGUUAAUGCACUCUAAAAAUGUAACUGUAAAUAAAAUAUGCUAUAUAUUUUCUUGCCUAGUUUGCUUCUAAUAUGAUUGUGUCUAUUUUUUAGUUAAGGAGUUUUUGCAUAGAUAAUACUCUUACUAACUUGUAACUAGAAUGAGUUAUGAGUUUUUUUUAGCAGUUACUAGUAAGAAUUUGUAAUAAUCAUGACUUUUAGACAUGGAUUUAAUUUGAAAAAUUUACUUGAAAACUGCAGUAAAUACUAUAGCUAUAGAUAUACAUUUACCCCCGAGAACAUACAGCAUUAAUAUUUGUCAAGAUUUUUGAAAGUCUUUCAAAAUAUAUUAGACAUUUUGGGAACACAUCUAAUUUAUUUCCAUAAAGCUGAAGGUUUUUAUUUAUAAACUGUAUGAGUAAUUUAUAAAUCAGUGUUACUUAGAUUUUAUUAGCAAUUUAGUAUUAUUUAUUUUGGUUUCAGGUUGUGCUUUAUUUGGAAGGAUUAACAACUAUCUCUAAGUAUUUCCCUUAAAUUUUUGAAAUGUUUGUAUACUUUGUAUGUGUGCCAUUUCAAAGUAUAUGCAAGUACCAAGCAAUAAUAUGCAUGUUAAACAAGGUUGGUAUACUUUGUCAUGAUAAUUUCAUUUAAUAUUAAUUUUAAGAAUGUGUAUAAAAUCAAUAUAUGUAAAUCACCCCUCCUCCAAUGAAAACACUGGGGUUUUCCUGUGUUACAACACUAUUAGAAUGUGGUGCAAAGCUUUGUAUUUUGUGAAAAAAAUAAUAAAAUCACAAUUAUUUAGUGCAAAUGUUUGA
Molecule: messenger RNA, 6538 nt
Organism: Condylura cristata (star-nosed mole)
Lineage: Eukaryota; Metazoa; Chordata; Mammalia; Eulipotyphla; Talpidae
Product: transmembrane protein 56
Exons: 7
Coding region: 326-1111 (261 amino acids)
Biological process (GO): lipid homeostasis
Cellular component (GO): membrane; endoplasmic reticulum
Source: RefSeq, a predicted model, not a curated record